UGCUGGCUGCAUGGGGCGGCGGAGGAACCGGGUGGAAGGGGCGGCCAGGGCCCUCCCUGAGGCUAUUGCUGCGUUGAGUCGGUCCCUGCCCGCUGGGCCCAGCCCUGAAAUCUUCCGCCGCGCGAAGUUUGACCGUCCAGAGGCGGCUCCCGUGCUCUGGCAGCUUCUCUUACGCGUGCUCUCACCACUUGCUGCUAACAAUACCUUGACCGACCUUGCUCCAGAGGCCCAAGCCCGUGUGGUGAAGUCAGCACUGGACUCCCAGGGCUACCCCAGGUCUGCACUGGUACAGUUUCCUGAGGGCAGUUCUCAGAGAAGCCGGGAACUGCUGCUGGCCCUGUCUUGGCUUCUGGCACGAGGACCCUUCCUUGAGCAGCUGCUUGCCCAGACCCGUGUGCAGUUGGGUGAUCAGCUGCCCCAGUGUGAGUAUGAGGCCCUGGCCCUCCCUGGUCCUCUUGCACCCUGUGUGGAAACAGAGAGUCCGGUGGAUCUCCGACUAGUGGAAUGGCUGAUGGGAAAGCUGCGGUUUAGGUGGCGACGCCUGAUCUCCAGUCAGCAGGAGCAGUGCACCCUGCUUAGCAAGAUCCACCUGUACACCCGUGGAUGUCACAGCCAGCAGAACCUUGGCCAUCUUUCUGUUGCUGAGGCAGAGAUGCUCAGAGACCCGGAGAGCAAUCAGCAGCUUCUGCAGGCACUGGAGACUGAGAACAUACGCCUGGGGGCGGCUCUGGAGUGGCGGCAGUGUGAGCUGGUCUUCUGGCAGUGGAUGGAUACAGUUCUGGAUGCCUGCUUGUCAGAGAAUCCUGCUGUGACCUCACAGCCCACAGUUCUGCCCAUGAUUUCUGAACGUGGGCUUGGUGAGCUGGAGUUGGUAAAACAAGAGCUGCAGGCCCUGCAGGAGGAGCUACGGGAAGUGGCUGAGCCCCGGAGGGCGGCAUGGGAAGCCCAGGUUGGAGGCCUAGGUCAGGGGCCAGAGUGGAGCAUGACAAGGAGAGCCUUGCAGGAGGCUGUCAAACAGGAGUUGAUUGCCCUGCAGGGAUCCUGGGAGCCAUCCAGUAACUCUACCCAGCCCCAGAGACCCCAUCGGCUGGUGAGAAGUAAGGAUGAGUCGCCAGGACCUGAAGGCCUACAGGCAGCUGAGAUGAUCAGGACCCUGAGCACCCAGGAGGCCGGUCUGAAAAGGGUGUUGCACCAGCUGCGGAGCCAGUGUCAGCAGGAGCUGGCCAGGCUGGCUGGUGCUCUGCCUGGCUUGAUUUGGAUUAUGGUUCCUGGACACUGAAGGCCCCAAGGUGUGCCCACCUGUGUAGAGGUCUUUGUAGGGUCUCAGAGGAGCAGACUGGGGCUGGCAUGGGAGCAGGGGUCCAGGCCAUGUAUUCUUUCCAGGGCCAGAGCCCUGUUGCCUACAGUUUUGGAGUCACCGUGGGCCGGUCCUCCAGAGAAGUUUGGAGGGGACCUGUAUAUUUAUAUAUAUACAUGAUAGAGCUGUCUCUGGGGCCACCAGCUUGUUGCCCUCUGCCAUGGUCCUUUAACUUUCUCCUCUUCUGAUACUGGGAUAUACAUGGUGCAUGGUUAGCACCUUGCUGGAAUCACACGUGCUGCACAGUGCAGGAAGCAUUGGGGUCUCCCCCAGUGGAGCAGCUCUGGUUUCCGACUCUAGCUGUACACCUCCUGCAGCAGAGCCUCCUGUGCUGGGCCAUGGAUGUGCCUGUUGUGUGUGGGGAGCUGGAUGGGAGCCCUGGGGCUCUGCCGGGGAGAGAAGAGGAGGGAAGCUGCAGUGCAGACAGAAGGCCUUUGUUCUGAAGGCUGCUGGCAGGCUCAGGUCUCACAAAGCAGCCUGUGUCCAGGAUGUGCCCACCGCCUGGUGGGAUGGCUCUCUCCUAGCCCAGGCUUCUAGCCGGUGGGCCCAGGCGGGUCCUGUGGUUUCUAGCCCUGCCUUCCCUUCCUAUCCCUAGCUCCAAACACUGACCAGACAGACACUGGGCAGGUGGUAGGCCCCACUGGGCAACCUCUAGCCUCCUGCUAAUUCAGGCCAGAGGCCACUACCCAACUCUGAGCACCCUGGACCCUCUGCUAGAACAUUCUCUCAUGGGGUUUUCCUGCUUGCCUGGUGUCAUAUGGUAAGGGUGACAGCUCAUGCCUAGGGUGACAGUUCUGAUACAGGUGGCCUCUGACCCUGAGGCAGGGCACCAUGCUGUUUGUUCCAGUGACUGUUCCUAGCAUGAUACUGGAGGACCAGUGUCUAACAGGCAGGUCCUCCCUAACUUUCAUGACGUAGCUCCUGGAGUCUCUGGAACCUCCUGCCUGCUGCUGGGCCUCUGCUGCCCCUCCUGGCCUGCAGCCCCUGAUAACACUUGCACAGUUCUUCUUGCUGCUUCCACCUGUGGAUUCCAGUUCUGGUCCAAGACACAUGGGAACUUGGCUCCUUGUGACAGUGAUAUGAGCUUUAA
Messenger RNA from Arvicola amphibius (Eurasian water vole), 2447 nucleotides. It is a transcript of the gene Tedc1, whose product is annotated as tubulin epsilon and delta complex 1. Bases 11 to 1279 code for a protein of 422 amino acids. The record is from RefSeq and is a predicted model, not a curated record. The transcript is spliced from 8 exons. Lineage: Eukaryota; Metazoa; Chordata; Mammalia; Rodentia; Cricetidae.